AUAUCGCUUAUCGAAAACCAUAAAUAAUUAAUUAUUAAUUAAAGAGUGUAGAGUAUGUCUUAAGUAAACAAAGUGUGAAUAUUUUACAAUAAAACAUCCUGUGUUUAUUUACUUUGUGGUUAUUAACUUAACGCUCCUUGUUCCCAGCGCUAAAAUUUCCAUAUACAUUCAAUACAGUAUAAACUUAUGUACGUACAUAUGUACUACGUACAUACGCAGCAAUGGCAGACAAAUACUCUUCAGAUCUAAUGCGAAUGGUUAUUGCUCAAAUAACCCAAACUAUUGGAUAUAGCAGCACACUGAGUGCACCACUAGAACUGCUGCAGGACAUUUUGCUAAAAUUUAUGCAAGAAUUCGGACGCGACUUGCAUGGGCAGAUGGAGCACGCAAAUCGGCUUGAACCAAACCUUCAGGAUGCACGCCUGACAUUAAAAAGUCUUAGCAUUAAUGUUCAUGAACUUUUGGACUAUAUUGGAAAUGUCGAGCCGGUUCAAUUUAAUCGCGAUGUUGCUGUGUUUCCUAUUAAAAGAGCUUCGAAUAUGAAUUUUCUAAAGCCUGGAAGUGCAGAGACCCUGACCCGUCCAAUCUAUAUAUUUGAGUACUUGCCACCAAUGCAACCAAACGCUGAACCAAGUGAACCAACGUCUACCGCGAUGAACACUAUUCAGGACUCUGAGUCUGAAAAGACGCUAACACCGCAACAAGGAAGUGUCUCGAAAGUAGAUUUGGAUCCGCUAGGUAUGGUAGAAAAUCGGACAUCAAUACCAAUUGAUACUCAGUCGCAGUCCACGCCACUUAAUUUUCCUUCGAGCAAAAACUGUGACCCCGAUAAUGGACGGACAGUACGCGAAAUGAGUAGUGUGGUAAUGACAACAGGGGGCUUCAUUUCUCCAGCUAUCGAAGGAAAACUCCCAGAUGCUUUUGUACCUGAUAUAAUUGAAAAAUAUAAAGGGCUGCAUGCACCGCCAAUACCCUCGCCAGUAAUCGCUCCGCUGGAGACCGCCGCAACUAAGCCGGAUACAUCAGUCAUUGGAGAAAUUCGAUACUUAAAUUCAACCGCAUCGAAAUUAAAUGAAAGAGACCAUCAACAUAUCGAGAAUCGAAACCCACCGAUAGCUAAGAAUAGUAAGAAAGAGGGCAAAUUUGUAACUCCUCAAGAGAACGCGAACCCGUCGGUAGCAGUGAUGUUGAACGCCAAAGACUCUAAGAAAAGCAAGAAACAAAAAUAUUUUUUAUCAAACCUGUCCGGCAUAGAAAGGAGUAAGGCCGAAAUGAAUGUCCAUGGUGGUAAGGCUCAAGACAAAGCGCAGCGGAAAGCAAUGAAAAUGUUUCAGAAAUUAGCAAGGAGCCAAAAUGAGGGCGGGAGCAGUCAAGUUCUACACCUGAAAAAGUCAAAGAAGCGUCUUAAUCGGGGAACAUUUUCAGACGGAUCGUCGGAAAGGAUACAAAUGGAAAAAAUAUUAAAGAAACAAGCUAAACACAAACAAAAACGGUUUCAGGGACAGGGCCUGCAGUCUGCGGUUGAGAGAAAGCCGCUAGAUAUUGCCCUAGCCACCAGUGAUCCUGCUCAUGUUGGAGUGGCUUCAAAAAGUGUAGCGAAAAGUCACGAAGAAACUGAUCUCAAAAGUAAUGCCGAUAGACGCACAACUGUUGUUGUUGGCGCACAUAUGCAGAAUCAGGCCGAAUUUCCAUUAGUAAGCACAGCGUCGGAGCCAACUGGACCACAGGGACCGCAAACAGGAGUAUCAGCAACAAAGAAGAAUAUCAUCGAGCCAGAACGAAACAAAUUGGAUAUUUUUAAAAAAAUUUCAAAGCCAAAAACGUUAAGGCUUGAGGGCCCAGCGCUAUCGGGCACUCUAUCUGUUGCUGGAAGCCCAUUUGAAAGCACAGCUGGCAACCCACCACUGAUUAAUUUACCAUCCGGAACGACCAUAACACCAGCGCCGGCACUGGGACUCAGUAUGGAACACAUAAAUGUUACCAGCAGCAUUUCAUCAGUUUGUCAUCAAACGCUACCCAGCUACGGUGUAAUGCCAACUCCAGAAGCAGCAUCACCUCAGGCAAAUGUUGACCUAAUGAUCAUAGAUUCGUCAAAGCCAAAGAAACGAGGACGAAAACCAGGUGGCAAGAAUCAAACCAAGCUCAUUGACACUGUGGCGCUGCUGGAGUCGCAGACGCAGCCGCAGCCGCUACCUCCAAUUCAAUCGACGAAAAAGGGCAAGCAAACCCACUUAAAUGCACUAUCAGUUUUGCCCUCAUCUGCAUUGCUGAUGAAUUCCAGUUUGAUCCCUGAACCUAUUCCUAUACCAACGGAGCCCCUUAACUUGAGUAGUGUACCUCAUUGCAAGGGGAAAGAGAAGAAGGAACGAAAAAAAUACAAGUCAAGAUAUGACGCUUUCCUACCCGAAAAUGAGAAGGAAAAGGAAAUAGGUUACAGCGGUAACUCCAUCGAGAAUACCUCCCCGACGAGACCUAUUGUACAUGUUACCAAAACCAGUUCUAUUGUUGCUAGUGCUAGCCAAUAUAUGGCGGUUGGGGGGGGUAUGCCACAUUCGUCUUUAUAUCCCAGCAAUCAAACGGGAAUCGUGCCUUUGUUACCACUCUUACAUUUUCCGCCACGACCAGGUCUGAUACCUUCUGGGCCAGGUCUGAUACCGUCUGGGACAGGACUAUUUCCGGCGGCGGCAGGUCUGGUGGGGUUUGGAAGUAGCGGGUCCAUGCCGUCAUUCAUGUCUUUCCCAGGAACAAGUGGAUACGCUACUGAUUCAGUUUGUCGUCCAAGCGCUGUUGAUACUAGUGAAACAGAUACAAUCGGACAGUUUCUGAGGGGGCCCUCCGCCCAAACUGAUGCAAUGACGGAGCGAACCUAUUGCAAUGUUGCUCCCCUGGUACCAGAGUCCAUGAAGUUUAGUGUAGCAGGAGGAGGUGGAGCAGUAGCUGGAGCUACCACUGGUCCCACUGGUACAGAAGCUGUUUCAAAACCAAAGGCGAAAUCAUCUGCACAGGCUACCGGCAAUCUCGGUGAUCCGAUUGAGGUGUCAGAUGACUCCGAUGAAUCAACACAAAAUAAGAAACAAAUAAUCCCGACGAACCUUGGCAGGUCGAACACGUUACAAUCGCAACUUCUACCACAUGCAACAACACCAGCUACUUCUAUAGAUGAUUCUCAACAUCAUUCAAAGGACAUACAUCAUCCCUCAAUUUCGCCAAACUCGUGUGAUUCUAUCAAGAAGUUUAAGAAACAAUCAAAGCUUGGCCAUCAGGAUGUUAAAAUGUUAGCUUCUACAGCCACACCUUCCUGCAACACACCCUGUUUCCCAGAAUUUAAUAUGCCCAGUUUCAAAGGAGGUGACAAGUUUAGCUUGGCUGGCGGCGCGGAUCUCAUCCCAUUGUCACGGUUGGAAUGCGGAUUGGCGUAUUCUUCUCAAACGGUUCCCGUCACAAGUUUGUCAGCUGGCGCAACAUCGGCUUCCGGCCUGGUUCCCGCACAUAUGAAUGUGUCCGAGGAUCAGCAGUUUAUGCCUAGCUUUUCGAGCUACGAGGAUAUUACCAUCACGCCAACAAGCAGAUUGUCCAAGGGGCAAUUAACAGAUGAACAAAAAAUGCGUAAGCUCCAUAAAAAGCUAAAAAAACCCAAGGAGGGAAAAGUAAAAAAAAAGAAAGAGAAGAAGGAUAAAGUGAAGGAAAAGGAAAGAAAUGGCAGUACUAUUCAUAAAAGCGAAAAGAAAACCAAAGGGCCCGACAAGAAAAUGAAGAAGGAAAAGAAGAAGGAAAAGCAGAUAAUAGCCCUUGUCCCGGCAGAUGCAGAGGACUUUCAAAACAUUCAUCAUCUGCCAAAGUCGAACGAACUCAGCUCUAGUUGCGAAGUCUUUUCUGGGCCAUCUGUAAUGCCAUCCAUUCCUAUCCAACCAUCACCAAAACAGUCGCCAAAAGCACCCCACGACACAUCACCCAUAUUGGAGUUUUCCACAAAUCCUGUCCCAAAACUUACUCUAAAACUAGGUGGUAGAUCCACACCGAUACCGUGUGCCGACAAGGAUAUAGACGCACAAGACGCUGGAAUCGUACAACUUUUAACUAUGGGGGGCCAUCAAAAAAAAAGGGAACGCGAACGAGAUGAUUCUCCAGAACUAGCUCGCUUUUCCCCCUUGGUUACUGGACCACCCAAGGCCAAGCCAUGUGAAACUUCAUUUUCAAGCAUAUCCAGUAAUGCGGUAGUGCCUUUAAGCGACUCUAACACGACCAGCAGCCCGGUAAAGCCUUUAACCUUAUCCUUGGCUCCCAUGCCGGCACAGAUGCUGGCAAGACAUCCUGCUGCUGCUAAUUCAGGCGGCUGGAUUUCUAAUACAAGUAAUAGUGCUGUAGCUUCGUCCACGCUUUCUGCCAGCUCUGUUUUGUUACCACAACAAUUGAUGUUGGCAUCCAAGCCCCUUAUGAAUAACUUUACUUCGGUAAUGGGAAUCAGCGCAGAGACGCAAUCGGGAACAGGGCUGUUUCCUGUUUCCCCCAACAAUUUCUCAGACUGUCCUCCAAAAAUUGUGGAAUUAAAACGCCCUUCAUCUUAUGUUGACGCCGAAGGUAAUCGAAUCUGGAUUUGCCCGGCAUGCGGAAAGGUUGAUGACGGCUCCGCAAUGAUUGGAUGUGAUGGCUGCGACGCUUGGUACCACUGGACCUGUGUUGGGAUAACUGUUGCUCCGAAGGACAAUGACGAUUGGUUCUGCCGAGUUUGCAUUACUAAAAAAAAAGUACAUGGCUCAGAGAAGAAAAGGAAGCGAAACAAGAAAAAGUAACUAGAACUUAGUUAGCCUUCGAUUUUUAAAACACCCCAUUAAAUCAAAAG
Molecule: messenger RNA, 4840 nt
Organism: Drosophila subobscura
Lineage: Eukaryota; Metazoa; Arthropoda; Insecta; Diptera; Drosophilidae
Gene: Taf3
Exons: 8
Coding region: 222-4790 (1522 amino acids)
Cellular component (GO): transcription factor TFIID complex
Molecular function (GO): protein heterodimerization activity
Source: RefSeq, a predicted model, not a curated record